AUGGCAACCAUCAAUAUCCGCCGGGAUGUCACCGAUCCCUUCUACCGUUACAAGAUGGAACGCUUGCAGUCCAAGAUUGAAGGCAAAGGAAACGGGAUCAAGACCGUCGUCGCCAAUCUCCCAAGUGUAUCUGCCUCCUUGGCCCGUCCUCCCGCCUAUGUGAUCAAGUACUUCGGUUUCGAGCUUGGAGCUCAGACAAACACCAACCCCAAGGACGAUCGCUGGAUCAUCAAUGGAGCACACGAAUCAAGCAAGCUGCAAGACUCCUUGGAUGGCUUCAUCUCCAAGUUCGUCUUGUGCAAGUCCUGCAAGAACCCCGAGACCACCAUCAAUGUCAAGGACGGUCGAAUCUUGUUAGACUGCAAGGCUUGCGGUCAACGCACUGAAGUCGAUGUGCGCCACAAAUUGAGCGGAUUCAUCCUCAAGAACGAACCGAAGGGUGGAAAGAAAACCAAGAAGGAGAAGCUGACGCGUCGUGAACGGGCAAAGGCUGAGAGUCAAGAAAACGGCUCUGUCAACGGUGCCAGUCCGCACGACUCCAACUCCGACAAGGGUGAUGCCGAAGAGGGCGACCUUGAGCUGGCUGCUGGUAGCGACGACGAAUUCACUAAGCAGAUCACCGCCGAAGCCACCCGCAUCGCAGCGAAAACUAAUGGCGACAUCAAGGAUGAUGAAUGGGCUAUCGACACCUCGGCCGAAGCCAUUGCCGCUCGUGCCAAAGAGCUGCCUACCGACCUGAAGCGCUCUCUCGCUUUCGACGAGGACGAAGAGGGUGAGGAGGGUGGCAUCAGCGCCUACGACCAGCUUGGGACAUGGAUCAUCGAUGAAACUAAAGCCAGAGGAUCGGUCAACAAAGUCGAGGAUGUUGAAAUCUACAAGAAGGCCAAAGAAUUGGGCAUUGAGACCAAGCACAAGACAUUGACUGUUCUGGCUCAGACCAUUUUUGACGAGAACAUUGUCAAGCAGAUUCCUGCCCGUGCCGAGAUGCUCAGAGCCAUGAUCGGCGAGUCCGAGAAACACAUGAGGGCUUUCCUUGGAGGCACUGAGCGAUUCAUUGGCAACGAUCAUCCUGAGCUGAUCUCUCAAGUGCCAGCGAUUCUUAUGGGGUACUACCAGAACGACCUUCUGAGCGAGGAAGUGGCCAAGGCAUGGGGCGGCAAGUCCAGCAGGAAAUACGUCGACAUUGCCACCAGCCGAAAGGUUCGCCAGGCUGCCGAGAAAUUCUUGCAAUGGCUCGACGAGGCUGAGAGCGAUGACGAGAGUGAAGACGAGAGUGGUGAAGAAUAG
Molecule: messenger RNA, 1287 nt
Organism: Exophiala dermatitidis NIH/UT8656
Lineage: Eukaryota; Fungi; Ascomycota; Eurotiomycetes; Chaetothyriales; Herpotrichiellaceae
Product: translation initiation factor eIF-5
Exons: 2
Coding region: 1-1287 (428 amino acids)
Biological process (GO): formation of cytoplasmic translation initiation complex; formation of translation preinitiation complex; translational initiation
Cellular component (GO): cytosol
Molecular function (GO): eukaryotic initiation factor eIF2 binding; GDP-dissociation inhibitor activity; translation initiation factor activity
Source: RefSeq, a predicted model, not a curated record